Caenorhabditis remanei is the source of this 1020-nucleotide messenger RNA. RefSeq lists its product as uncharacterized. The transcript is spliced from 3 exons. The record is from RefSeq and is a predicted model, not a curated record. NCBI's taxonomy places the organism in Eukaryota, Metazoa, Nematoda, Chromadorea, Rhabditida, Rhabditidae. Bases 1 to 1020 code for a protein of 339 amino acids. Gene Ontology annotation, biological process: embryo development. Gene Ontology annotation, molecular function: protein binding.
AUGAUUAGCAACCGUAGAUGUAAUAAAUUCCCAAUCCUCCGUCUACCGUUUCUUGCCAUUGAAGAAAUCUUCAAAACUAUGAAUCCAAUCGAAAUAAUCAACUUCUUAAUGAUUAACAAACGAACCAAAGCAGUGGCGAAAUUGAUGACGUUCUAUUCAAAAUACUCAAUUCAUCUUUCUGUUAAUAAACUCUUGUUAAGAAUUAGCCUUAAUGGAACUAAUAACUUUGUGUCAUGUACUUAUGAAAUGACAUCAGACAAAAAAAUGGAUGGAAAAACGGAAGAAUAUAAAUAUAACGGUCGCAUUAUACGGACGGUAUUCAAGUAUUCGACGGAUCCAAUAGAGGAAUGGAAACAGUUGUGUAAACAUGUAUUGGAGCUAUUCAAGAAGCAGACAAUCGACGCUUUAACAGUUUAUAUGGAUUCAUUCGUAGAUCAAAACGUUUCGAUUAUUGAUCUUUUGAAGAUUAAUGUGAAAUCAGUGGACAGAUGCAAUCUGUUUCAAUCGGAUGAAAAGAAUGACGUAGAUGGACACACCGCAUAUCUUCUCGAUAAUUUAAAAGUUAAUGAUGAGUUAAAUUUGCAUCUUCACAUUAAAAACUACAAUUUCGAUGGGAAAUUUCCAAAAACUCCAAAGAAAUUAUAUCUCCCCAACUCGCAUUGGAUUGGAUAUGAGAAACUGCUUGAUAUAGAUUGCAAGCAUGUAGUCCUGAGAAAUAAUCGAAUCACGAAUGAAGAAUGGAAUUUGUUUCUCAAGAAAUGGAUAUCAAUGGAAACGAAUCAAAAUCUGGAAUAUUUGGAACUCGAUAACAGAUAUCAAGAUAUAUUUAGAAUUCAUGUGUUGUAUGAUAUACCGCAUGAAGUAGUGGAUGGAAGAGUCAAACGAGUAUUGAAGAUUCGCUUCAAUCAAACUCAAGCGAUAAGCGGAGGAAUCGAUAUCAGACGAAUCGAUGGAAAGACUGCCACAUUCUUUGCGCACCGUGCGUUUGAAAUGGAAUAUUUUAUCAUGAGUAUUCAUUAA